CGUUCGCGUUCGAAGUCUCGCGAUACUUGACGCGAGCUCUGGCUCGGUAGAUUCUGAGCUGUGAGCGAUCAUGGCGGAGCGCAGAAGACACAAGAAACGGAUCCAGGAGUUGAGCGAGCCCACCAAGGAGGAGAAGGCGGUGGCCAAGUACAUGCGCUUCAACUGUCCUGCAAAGUCCACCAACAUGAUGGGCCAGCGAGUGGACUACUUCACCGCUUCCAAGGCGGUGGACUGUUUACUGGACUCGAAGUGGGCCAAGGCCAAGAAGGGCGAGGAAGCGCUCUUCACCACCAGAGACUCGGUGCUGGACUACUGCAAUAGGCUCCUCAAGAAGCAGUUCUUCCACCGAGCGCUCAAAGUGAUGAAGAAGAAGUCUGAGAAAGACGCCAAGAAGGACAAGAAGUCCAAGGGUGACAGUGGCAAGGAGGAAGACAAAAAGGGGAAGAAGGACAAAGACAAGAAGAAGGAGGUGACGGAUGCUGGUGAAGCCAAGAAGGACAAGAGUGACGACAGUCCCAAGAAGAAGAAGGAGGUGAAGAAGAAGUUCAAACUGGAGCUGCACGAGGAGCAGCUCUUCCUGGACGGAAACGAGGUCUAUGUGUGGAUUUACGACCCCGUCCACUUCAAAACCUUCGCCAUGGGGCUGGUCCUGGUGAUUGCCGUGAUCGCCGCCACGCUCUUCCCGCUGUGGCCAGCAGAGAUGCGCGUGGGCGUCUACUACUUGAGCGUGGCAGCCGGCUGCUUCGUGGCCAGCAUUCUGCUCCUCGCCAUCGCUCGCUGCAUUCUCUUCCUGCUCAUCUGGCUGGUGACGGGCGGGCGUCACCACUUCUGGUUCCUGCCCAACCUGACGGCCGACGUGGGCUUCAUCGACUCCUUCCGCCCCCUCUACACGCACGAGUACAAAGGCCCGCGAGGCGGCGGCGCCGGCAAGAAGGCCAAAGAGGACAAGGACGCCGGCGGCGCGGACGAGGCCCGCAAGUCGGACAGCGAGAAGAAGGACGAGGAGGAGGAGGACGACGAAGAGGACGACAAGGAGCGUAAAAGCGGCGAGGAGGAAGAGGAGGAGGAAGAGCGCCGCUCGGACACGGACAGCGAGCGCAAGGAGGAGGAAGGAUCGCAACACAGCAACGGCAACGACUUUGAGAUGAUCACCAGGGAAGAACUGGACCAGCACACGGAAGAAGAUGAAGAUGAAGACGAGGAAGACAAAGAGAAGGAGGAGCGCAAAGACACUCAAAUCCACGUGGCUCAAUCAUAAACUCCAAAAGAGGAAUCCCGUCGCGCUCUGCUGACUGUCUGCCCCGCACAACUCAUCUGCCAUCCUUUCCUGCGUCAUUUCUCCUUCGGGUUGCAAAACUCUUGGGAUUUUCCAAAUGGGAAACUUUUCGCGUGAAUUAACGGUAAUAAAGCAAGAAUUUAUCAAAUGUACGUUUGGCUCUUAAUAGAGACCUUUAAACAUAGUUAGGGGCUAAUUAAAGUAAUUUAAUGCCCUCGCAUGUGGGCAAGGAGAGCUAUCUAUUCUACAUGUCUGCUUAUGACAUAUUUACGCUUGAAUGCUUUAUGGAAUCAUGAAAUUACCUUCAAUUCCCAUGGGAUAGUUUCCAGUUUGGAAUACGUUAUUUCCAAAAUUCCCCUUCUUAACUUCCCCUGGAAAUUUACCAGAAUUUCAACCCCCGCCUCCCC
Hippocampus comes (tiger tail seahorse) is the source of this 1683-nucleotide messenger RNA. RefSeq names its product SEC62 homolog, preprotein translocation factor (gene sec62). The record is from RefSeq and is a predicted model, not a curated record. Lineage: Eukaryota; Metazoa; Chordata; Actinopteri; Syngnathiformes; Syngnathidae. Gene Ontology annotation, biological process: post-translational protein targeting to membrane, translocation. Gene Ontology annotation, cellular component: endoplasmic reticulum membrane; endoplasmic reticulum. Bases 71 to 1258 code for a protein of 395 amino acids. The transcript is spliced from 8 exons.